CGUCAUCUCUAAAAUUAUACCGAGCGGUUGAGGCAGCCAUCUUUUGAUCUCAGUUCUUUCAAGGUUUGUUUCGCCACAAUGGCGUACAAAGCGCAAGGCAUUCGGACUUUGGGAAUCGCUCAAAUAGUGAUCGGUUCCUUGAUGGCAAUUUUCGGCAUUUCAUCUGUUGCUACAGUAUCCAACUGGACUUCAAUCGCUGGAUUUGGUAUUUGGAUCGGUAUUUGGGUUGUUAUCACAGGCGUCCUUGGCUAUAUUGGAGCAAAAGAUAACAACACCCCUAACAACUGCCUGAUUGGCACCAUGAUUGGUUUUGCGGUGACGGCAUGUGUGUUAAGCGGCAUAAUGAUUAUCUGCUACUCCAUUGCUGUUGGACAAUUUUCAUAUGAACUCCGCCAGAGUGGGAAUUAUGGCUGGGGGGGUGGGUAUCCACCAGAUGAAGCCAGAGCAGGGCUGGGUUUUGGUAUCGCCCUGCUUAUUUUGGCCCUGACUGAGUUCUUCAUUUCAUUGGCAUCUUCCAUCUAUGGUUGUAAUUCAUGCUGCUGUGUAGCUCCAUCAGUCAGGGCAAACCAACAGCAAGUUGUGUACCUACAAGCUCAGCCUGGACAACCUGGACAACCGGGUCAGGUCAUUGUUCUGGGGCCAAACGGAGCUGUUACCGGAACCACAACCAUACAGACCUACCCAAACCAAGCACCCGUCAUCAUCCAGCAACCGGGAGUGGCUCAGGGAUCUUGGUUUCAAGGAGCUCCACAGGGCUACCCCCAGGGGUAUUGUCAGGGCUACCCCCAGGGGAACAGUCAGGGUUACCCCCAGCAACAGCCUUACCAGACUAAGAACGAAGCAUCAGCACCCCCAGCCUACUCAGCCCAGUGAGAGUUUCCAAGAAAACCUUGUCUACAUCCUGUGAUAUGGCAGCCGUCGCUUUAUAGUGUGGUAUACUCAGGUGGCUUGCACCAUUAGCUUUGGCCAGAUGGUCUAGAUAUAUACUAGGAUCAGUAGAGACACCUUCAAGCUCUAUAGCUAUAAACUCACAGUAUAUUAUUCACAUUUAACUCAAGGACCUUAAAGUUGCAAAGUUGUGAGCUAUCCAAAAAGAGAUAGAUAGAGUUAAUAGCGAAGGAUUCCUUGAAUGAUGAGGUUCUUUUAGUUUUACUAGCAGUGUCUCUGGCUCACUAGAAAUGUGGCCAUGAUGGCCCUUAUUGUAGAUUGAACAUUUUUAUAUAUACUGUAGUAUCACUAAACAAAUAAAUUGAUGGAAAGGAAUUCCUUGGAAAAGGUUUUUUUAGUUAAACUAGCCUGUCCCCGGCUCACUAGAAAUGUGGCCAUGAUGGCCCUCAUUGUAGAUUGAACAUUUUUAUAUAUACUGUAGUAUCACUAAACAAAUAAAUUGAUGGAAAGGAAUUCCUUGGAAAAGGUUUUUUUAGUUAAACUAGCCUGUCCCCGGCUCACUAGAAAUGUGUCCAAUGAUACCCCUUAUUGUGGAUUGAACAUUUGUAUAUAUACUGUACUAUCACUAAACAAAUAAAUUGAUGGAAAGGAA
This is a messenger RNA of Nematostella vectensis (starlet sea anemone), 1540 nucleotides long. RefSeq names its product membrane-spanning 4-domains subfamily A member 8. Bases 79 to 873 code for a protein of 264 amino acids. Lineage: Eukaryota; Metazoa; Cnidaria; Anthozoa; Actiniaria; Edwardsiidae. The transcript is spliced from 6 exons. The record is from RefSeq and is a predicted model, not a curated record.